Hippoglossus stenolepis (Pacific halibut) is the source of this 1309-nucleotide messenger RNA. RefSeq lists its product as uncharacterized. NCBI's taxonomy places the organism in Eukaryota, Metazoa, Chordata, Actinopteri, Pleuronectiformes, Pleuronectidae. The transcript has 3 exons. Bases 120 to 995 code for a protein of 291 amino acids. The record is from RefSeq and is a predicted model, not a curated record.
UCCAUUCAUAAGAGGUUUGACUGAGCAGCAGAAGAAUCAACACUUUUACAUGGAAGGAAGUGCACAGGAUCUCUCUGAUCCACAUUUUAAACAUGUGCAAACACUGACUCUUACCAGCAAUGAAAUGCAAUUCCCCUCAUUUCCUGCACAGACUGAGGUUAAGUCAUUGCUCUGACUCUGUUUCACAUCGCAUGUUACGGGCUGAAUUUUUUCCGUCCAACCUCAUCAGGAACCAGAGGAGCGUCGCACGACUCACAGGCUGCUGCUGCUCUGGCGCUGGAGUUUUCUUUGCAAGCAGUUUAGAGAUGCUCCAGGGGGCAGUGAGCAGGGCCGUGCUCUGCCUGUCCUGCUGCCUACUGUUGGGGGUCUGCCUCCCAGCAGAGGCUGCAGGACCAGCGGGUGCCCCUCCUAAUAUCCCCCCUGAAGAAGAGUCUGGGGAAUCAUACAUGGAGGACUUGGAGUGGGGCUCGGGAUCAUCUCUCCUGCAGCUGCUUCACAGCUUCCCCGCGGACAGCCCCUUCGUAACAGAGACCCCUGGGAAACCGGUGAACUGCAGCCAGCGCUUCUGGUUGCCACCGUCCUCUGCAGUGUGCUGGGAAAACGUAGCCGGACCUGAGGAGUUUGCCAGGUCCCGUCUGCAGCUUCUGCAGAACAGGGCCUCCCUGCAGGCAGUGUCCACCUCCAGCGGCGUGGAGGAGGGAGGGUUCUCCUAUGACCAUCAAGCCAAAGAGGAGGUGCAGGGGGUCUACUCAGACCACCUGAGUAUGGCAGAAACUAUGCAGACCAUGGAGAAGGUGUUUGUGUCACUGGAGGAGAAGAGGAAGGAGGGGAAGGAGCAGGGGGUCCUAACAAACAUGAGGGAGCAUCUGUCCAACACCAGAGACACCAUCGAUGUCAGAGAGCACAUGGCGAACCACCUGGAGCAGCAGUUCUCUACGUUAGAGAAGACUCUGAUCAACAUGCAGCUGCGACUCAGCAAACUAAUCCGACAGUGACGACUUCAGACUCUUUUUCUGCCUUCAUCUGAACUGAAUUUAUAAUUUCAUGUUUUGAACAACGAUGUAGCAAAUGCAUGCCCUCUCAGGAAUAUGUAUGUCUGUCGUAUGAUUACAAAACACACUUCAUAUGCACAUUAUGAUGUCACUUAUUAACAAAAGUCAAAAGUGGAACCUUUAACUGGACCUGGAAUUUGCUGGGGAUCAUCUGGGAGUUUUAAUGAAAUCCAGUUAUUAUAUCUUCAGUUUGUAAUCACGAUCCAUGAGAUUUCAUUGUCACAUUAAUGGGCUUUAAUAAAACCACAAGACACGAG